Populus euphratica (Euphrates poplar) is the source of this 1900-nucleotide messenger RNA. Its product is annotated as Translation elongation factor EF1B, gamma chain. Lineage: Eukaryota; Viridiplantae; Streptophyta; Magnoliopsida; Malpighiales; Salicaceae. Bases 277 to 1542 code for a protein of 421 amino acids. Gene Ontology annotation, biological process: translational elongation. The record is from RefSeq and is a predicted model, not a curated record. The transcript has 7 exons. Gene Ontology annotation, molecular function: translation elongation factor activity; glutathione transferase activity.
AUAACAUAGACAACCAGGCUAAAUUCCGCAGCCUUCAAAAACCCUAAUAGCAGUUCCCCAUUUCGCUCGCUCGCUCUUUCUCACUUGCCUCUCGUCGCCCCUUUCAGCUCUAGCGCUUAACGCCUGUACGCGCAUCUCUCUCUCCCUUCCUCCCUCUUCACCCACACACGAUAUCGGUCUUUUCCUGUAAAAAACAAGAAUCUUAUUGUCACUCUUUAACUCUGUAAUUGUUGUUUUCAGAUCUGAAAUCGGAGCUUCUCAUUUCCUUUUUCAGCCAUGGCUCUUAUAUUAUAUGCUGGCAAGACAAACAAAAAUGCAUACAAGACACUGAUAGCUGCAGAAUACUCUGGUGUGGAUGUCAAGCUUGCUGAGAAUUUCGAGAUGGGUGUUACCAACAAGACUCCUGAGUUUCUCAAAAUGAACCCAAUUGGAAAGGUCCCUGUCUUGGAGACUCCUGAAGGUCCCGUCUUUGAGAGCAAUGCGAUUGCACGUUAUGUUACACGCCUGAAGGCUGACAAUCCUCUAUAUGGUUCAUCGUUGAUUGAAUAUGCCCGUAUUGAGCAGUGGAUAGAUUUUGCGGCAACAGAGAUUGAUGCUGGUAUUUCAAAAUGGCUUUAUCCUAGAUUGGGAUAUCAACCGUAUCUUCCUCCAGCUGAGGAGGCUUCGAUUUCUGCAUUGAAGAGAGCACUGGGUGCCCUGAACCUGCAUCUUACCUCAAACACCUACUUGGUUGGGCAUUCUGUUACUCUUGCUGACAUCAUCAUGACAUGCAAUCUUUACACAGGAUUUUCAUAUGUCUUGACCAAGAGCUUUACCUCAGAGUUCCCUCAUGUUGAGAGAUACUUCUGGACCAUGGUUAAUCAACCAAAUGUCAAGAAGGUAGUGGGUGAAGUUAAGCAGGCUGAAUCAGUUGUGCCAGUUACAAAGAAACCUUCCCAGCCAAAAGAACCUGCUAAAUCAAAGCCCAAGGAUGAACCAAGAAAAGAAGUCAAGGAAAAAGAGCCAGCAAAGCCCAAAGCUGAACCUGCUGCAGAAGAGGAAGCACCAAAGCCGAAACCCAAAAAUCCUCUUGAUUUGCUGCCUCCAAGCAAGAUGAUAUUGGAUGAUUGGAAGAGGCUCUACUCUAACACCAAGACUAACUUUCGUGAGGUUGCUAUCAAAGGAUUCUGGGAAAUGUAUGAUCCUGAGGGAUACUCCCUGUGGUUCUGUGACUACAAGUACAACGAUGAGAAUACCGUGUCAUUUGUCACUCUGAACAAGGUCGGUGGAUUUCUUCAAAGGAUGGAUUUGGCUCGCAAGUAUGCAUUUGGGAAGAUGCUUGUAAUCGGCUCAGAGCCUCCAUUCAAGGUCAAGGGGCUGUGGCUUUUCCGUGGGCAAGAAAUUCCGCAGUUUGUCAUUGAUGAGUGCUAUGAUAUGGAGCUGUAUGAAUGGACCAAGGUUGACAUCUCAGACGAAGCUCAAAAGGAGCGUGUCAGUCAGAUGAUCGAAGAUCACGAGCCUUUUGAGGGGGAUGCCCUUCUGGAUGCCAAGUGCUUCAAGUGAAACAACUGUAAUCCGUCAAGGCCAUGUUUGUGGCCGCAACCUGUUUUUGGUAGUGAGUUUGUCUCUUGUUUCAGACAUACUGAAGUCUAGACAUUUAAUGAUUUGGACAAUAUAGUGUUAAAGUGUUUUUUAGCAUUUUCCCUUCUCGAAGAUACUUGCUUAUUCGCUGCUGGCAUGUUUUUGCCUCUGAUUACUAGGGCACUUGUUUUAAGCUCUCGUGCUCAGUAUUUGUGGUCCAUUCGGCUCUAUCUUCAUGAGUUCUGAUUGAUAGGGCAAAAGGUGUUUAACUUACCGUUAUAUGAUUUGUGUAAGAUGGAUAGAUAUAUGAUUUCUAUGAUGAAUUUGAUGUGCUAACGAA